Molecule: messenger RNA, 2226 nt
Organism: Suhomyces tanzawaensis NRRL Y-17324
Lineage: Eukaryota; Fungi; Ascomycota; Pichiomycetes; Serinales; Debaryomycetaceae
Exons: 2
Coding region: 1-2226 (741 amino acids)
Biological process (GO): vesicle-mediated transport
Cellular component (GO): Mon1-Ccz1 complex; intracellular membrane-bounded organelle
Source: RefSeq, a predicted model, not a curated record
AUGAGCAAUUACUUUUCCCAGUUUGUUCCUCACUUCGGUAAUGAUAAGGACAAACUAAAGCCAUUGCAUAUUGACGAGUCGUCAGGAACUACUCCACAGUUGAAGUACAUUAGUGUGUUCAACCCCAGCUUGGUUGGCGAGAAAGAAGAGUCCAGCGAAGAGUUCCUCAAACAGGUGUUAUGUUUCACUAACGGGAAGGACAAUAUCGAGGACCAGGACUCUCGAAUCGAACAACUAAAGUUGAUAGGCCUCAUUCGUGGAGUGGAUUCGUUUGCCAGAAACUUCACCAAGUCACGAGCAAGAACGAACAUUAUCAAGUCAUCCAAGUCUUCGAUCAUCUUGCACAACCUUGAACCCGAUUUCUAUCUCGCGUGCUCAAUUUCGAACACGAGUGGCCUCGUCAAUCAACAGCUUAUCAAAUUGAUCGAAACAGCGCAUCAGUACUUUGUGAUGUUCCACUUACGCUGCAGCUCGAUCAUUGAAACUUACGGAUUGGAAGUAUUACAAAGCACCCUCUUCGAGUACUGGACAGGUUUCCUCGAGAGUUUCAAUUCUCAACUGUAUAAAAUCCCACCGGGGUUCACUUGGACGCAUAUGCUCAACUACAAGGGAUUCUUGGGAUUGCUACCUUUCCCUUCCCACGAUCUGUUCAAAAGGACCUAUAAAAGGUCGUCCAUUUCCUUGAGCCAGACCACUAAGGAUGAGAUCGAUUUGAUUUUUAAGGCUUCACCGCAACUGCAUAGACCCCAGGGUUUGAUUAUUUCGUAUUUCAAUAAAACCACUCCCAAAAAGUAUGGGAUGAUCCACAUGAAUAAUGUGCAUGAUGGCGGCAGUGGCACCAUUAGCAGAGACAGCUUAAUUGACAUUCACAACUGGCUAGAAUAUUAUGAUUACCAUGCAAAACUCGAUACAGAGAAUCUUACAAAGAUCAGCUCGUCGCUGAUAUUUGAAUCCCAGCUAGCUCAGCCAGAGGUGGACUUGGACACGGAAGCUCCUCUGAGCGAGGAGGGUGAUCCUUCAUCUCUCAAACUGGUUACUGUAUCAGCAUUGGAAUUAUUGAACCCAGUCACUUUGACCAACAACUUAGUGGUUCUGCCCUUGAAUUAUACUGUGAACAGUAUGAUCAACAUUGGAGAACAAGUUACAACUACUAUAAGGGGAGUUGGUGAUCACAUCGCAGGCGAUGAAGAGAAUCAAGAACCGGUCGAAGCCCAGACUGAGUCAACCUGGUUGAGCAUGCCACCAUUGCUUAAGAGCCUUCGCCUUGGUGAAAAUCAAUUACAGCAUGAUAAUCCCGCGGUCAGUCAGGGAGGUACAGAGGAUGAAGACUAUGAGGAGGAAGACUAUGGAGAAUUUUUGACAGGGGCGAAGCAGGACAUAAAUGGAGGUACCUCUGUCAUUCACCGAAAGUUGGUUUACUUACCUACUGAAAUUCGUGACAGGAAUGGGGAUUUGAGAGAAGAGCAACGAGAGUAUCUGCUAGUAAUUUUCACCAAGCUGGAUAUAUUGAUUACCUUGAUUUACGAAAGUUCAAACGCACAAUUGGACAACGUAGAGUUCUUUGAAAAUUUAUCCAAAGAGCUCUUGUCUCCUGCAAUCGAGGAGAUUUCCAAUUUAAUAACUGGUGGGAGCAUCAUUGGGAACAGUUUGGGUUCUCUCAAGUCUCUCAAUGGGAUUUUGAAGAGUCCCGCUAAUGAGAUCGAUAGCGAAUUUUUUUUUGUGGUGUAUGACGGACAGGAAGGAUCUAUUCAGACAUCAUUGCCAUACCUACCCAACAUCACAAUUCCAACGUUGAAACUAUCACUCACGGAUAGGGCGAUUGUCAAAUAUCAAGGAGCCAUGUUUUUUCUUCAUGAACAAUUAUCGUCGGUCUUUUUGAUGUCCCAGAACAAGGACUUCUUUAACUCCAACGAAAUGAAUGAAUACUUUCACAAAUUCACCAGCAACAAGACCACCGACUGGAUGUUUUACUACAUCAAGCACAAGGGAAAGUACAUUAUUAUUAUAAAGAAUCACAAUCGACACUCAAAAAGCGCAAAGCGAGCAUCGAUAGCAGCUACUAAUAUUAGAAAGGCCAGCGUGGUGGCCGAGAAUGGAACUGGCUCUAGUGUUUUCCACAAAAUUACCGAUGGAGCGUAUGACUACGCGCAAUUGGGAUUUCUUGACAAUUUGGGGGUGGACGUGAAGUACUGGCUUGAAAGCUUUAGUCACAGUGGCGAGACCUAG